AUGGAUCUAUACACAAUUCCAUGUAAAAAGCUCAAUAAAACAUCCAAGAAUUGGAAUCAGACACAAUAUGAUUUCUAAAUCUUAGGAAAGGCAUCUCCUAUAAACAAAAAAUAAAGAGAGUAGGCAUUUUACUCUACUAGAUAUCAAACAUAAAAUGAAAGAAAAAGUAAAGAACAAGGGAUAAUUUGUGACAUAUUUGAAAACUCACACAUUAACCGAACAUUCAAUUGUUAGAGUUAAAAUAAUAACUUUGACAAUCCUCAUUCAAGAUUAUUCACUCCAGAAACAAGAGUUUUAAAAAAGCGAAAGAACGGUAAGGUAGUAUUUCAACCCAUCCCUCGAUUUAGUUCUCCUUAAAGAACAUAUGAAUCGCCAGCUGUAUUAAAUAUUACAUCAUAUAUGCACAGAAAACCACCUAAAGUGAGAAGAGUGAUAAAUUUAAAUAUGUUAAAGGAUGGUUGUGAAAAAAAGCCAUUUUUUUCAGAUAAAGGAUAAAAUUUAUAUGAGUUUGUAUAUAAUUAUUACUAGUGA
Paramecium pentaurelia is the source of this 531-nucleotide messenger RNA. The record is from the annotation of a GenBank genome assembly. Lineage: Eukaryota; Ciliophora; Oligohymenophorea; Peniculida; Parameciidae.